Messenger RNA from Acaulospora morrowiae, 458 nucleotides. NCBI's taxonomy places the organism in Eukaryota, Fungi, Glomeromycota, Glomeromycetes, Diversisporales, Acaulosporaceae. The record is from the annotation of a GenBank genome assembly.
AAGAUAAUACAAAGCGCGAUGCUAGAGUCAAGGAAUUAGAGCAAAAGAAUAUAGAGCUUGAUACUAGACUUUUUAUAUUAGAACAGGGGGAAAAAGAAAAAAACGUUACUGAUGAUAAUUCAGCCGAGACUCUAGAUUUUAUAGAAAUGGCAUAUAAGGAACAGGUUAGUAACGAAAUAAUGGAGAGAAUUAGGGAAAAGAAGCUUCGCGAUCAGAAAGUGUCUUCUGGAAAACAAAAUACUUCUUCAGGAGAAUUAGAAGAGUUAAUGCCACCUCCAAUCAUGAACUCAGUCAAAGCUAGUAAAUACGUGCCAAGUAAAGUUGUGCAAGGUUUGUUACAAGGAUUUUUGGAAAACUCAAUAGGAAAAAAUAUUGAAAUUAUUAAUAGUGAGCCUUCAAAUUCUGCACCUGCUGAGAUUGCCCAUUUGUUAUAUCAGGCUACUUAUAUCUGGAAAUAA